AUGCCUGUCAUCAGCCCCGACAAGUUAAUUGCUUUACAGCAAGAUCCAAGAUGCAUCAGGAAUAUUUGCGUGCUGGCCCACGUCGAUCAUGGAAAGACAUCACUCACGGAUGCCCUUAUUGCUACAAAUGGCAUAAUCUCUUCAAAACUUGCAGGGAAGAUUAGAUAUUUAGACUCCAGACCCGAUGAACAAUCUAGAGGUAUUACUAUGCAAUCCUCUGCUAUAUCACUUCACUUUUCUAUGGGGAAGCGACCUGCUCCAGAGAUGCAUCUCGAGCAGGCCGACUAUUUGAUAAACCUGAUCGAUUCACCUGGGCAUAUCGAUUUUAGUAGCGAAGUCUCGACUGCAUCCCGCCUUUGUGAUGGUGCAGUGAUUCUGAUUGAUGCAGUCGAAGGGGUCUGCAGUCAAACAAUAACAGUUCUUCGACAGGCUUGGGUUGAGCGUUUGAAGUCUCUUCUUGUAAUAAAUAAAAUGGAUAGGCUCGUGACCGAACUUAAAAUGACUCCUUCAGAAGCCUACACCCACUUGAGUAAAUUACUUGAACAGGUUAACGCCGUACUUGGUAGCUUCUUUCACGGAGAGCGUAUGGAAGAAGACCUAAAUUGGCGAGAUGAGGUGGAAAAAAAGAUAGCAGAAAACACAACAAGAGAGCCAUUUCGAUCAGAUAAAGCCAAGAAUGAUGAAUUAAAUCAAACGUCCCUAGACUCCGAUAAUCUUGGUUAUGAAGAAAAAGAUGAUGGAGAUCUUUACUUUUCACCCGAAAGGAAUAAUGUCAUCUUCAGUAGCGCUCUAGACGGGUGGGCAUUUACCGUGAGGCAAUUCGCCAGCUUUUACGAGAAGAAGCUAGGAAUAAAUCGUAAAAUUAUGGAGAAAACUUUAUGGGGCGACUUUUACUUGGACCCAAAAUCAAAAAAAAUCUUGUCAUCCAAACAUCUCAAAGGUCGAAACCUAAAACCAAUGUUUUGUCAACUUGUUUUGGAACAAAUAUGGGCUGUAUACAGGGCAACUAUCGUUGGCGAAAGAGAGAAGGGUGACCAGACUAUGGUAGAGAGAAUUACUAAGUCGUUAAAUAUAACCAUCCCUACGCAUGUAACACGCUCACCGAAUCCACGAACUCUACUUUCAACUGUUUUUAGCUCGUGGAUACCUUUAUCUACUGCUUUACUUGUCUCAGUUAUAGAGUCACUACCAUCUCCCUCGGAAUCCCAAAAACUACGACUUCCUGGACUAAUUGAUACCUCUCCGGGUGCAGCGGGGGUCGAUCCCGUAUUGAGAAACGCGAUGAUAAAUUCAAACAGUUCAGCCCAUUCUCCUGCCAUAGCAUACAUCAGUAAAAUGAUUUCAGUACCUCAGAGUGAACUUCCUGAGAAUAAACAUCGAGGGAAAGUUCUGAGCCCCGAAGAAGCACGAGAAGUUGCUCGGCAAAAACGUGCAGAAAUAGCCCGAGCUCGAGCCCGAGAAGCAGACGAGGUCUCGGAUCCCUUAAAUCAUUUCGCCGUGGCCAUCGAGGGGAAGGGGCUAUCAGAUUCCACAACUUCAGAUCAAUUAGAACGAUCAGACCCUGAGGUUCUCAUUGGGUUUGCGAGGAUUUAUUCUGGUACUCUCUCUGUUGGUGAUAGUAUUUAUGUUCUCCCUCCUAAAUUCUCCCCGGAAAAUUUAAACCCUGAUUCUAAACCUACAAAAGUAACUAUAACAGCUUUGUACUUACUGAUGGGUCGCGAGCUUGAGACACUACAGUCUGUACCAGCUGGGGUCAUCUUCGGUAUCGGUGGAUUAGAAGGGCAUAUACUCAAAUCCGGAACCAUAUGCAGCCAAAUUGUAGGAAGUGUCAAUCUUGCGGGAAUCAGUAUGGGCUCUCAACCUAUUGUUCGUGUUGCAUUAGAGCCAGAGAAUCCUGCAAAUUUAGAGAGAAUGAUAAGUGGAUUGAAAUUGCUGGUUCAAAGCGAUCCUUGUGCUGAAUACGAGCAAUUCGAGAGUGGCGAGCAUGUUCUCUUGACUGCUGGAGAACUACACUUAGAAAGAUGUUUAACAGAUCUCAGGGACCGCUUUGCUAAUUGUGAGAUUCAAGCAGGCGAACCGAUUGUGCCGUUUCGAGAAACAAUCGUUCGUGCAGAUGAGAUGAGACAUCCAAUGAAUCGGGAGCUUGGUCGAGGUACGAUGAUAGCUACAACCGCAUCAAAACAAGCAAUUAUUAAGCUUAGCGUACGACCUCUUUCCGCCAAUAUAACUCAAUUCUUACGGAAAAAUUCCGAUUCAAUCAGGCAACUCAAUCUUACAAGCAAAUCGGUAGGGAGCGUGGCAAGUUCAAGUAGCAUAAGCUCCACUAAUAUACCAUCCGAAAUCAUUGAGGAAAAUGAAAAUUCAGGUGCGGUAUCGUCCUUACCACUCUUAGAGUUUAAAACACGGCUCGGUGAACUUCUCCAGUCUAUGAGAGGACCCCAAGAAAUGUAUGUCGACAAGAUAGAUAAAAUUAUGGCAUUCGGGCCACGACGAGCAGGACCCAAUCUCCUUAUUGACGCCACGGCAGGUGCUAUCUUUAGCCAAUCGCCUCAAGUCUCCACACCAGAAGAAGUGCUAGCAGUCAAAGAGUCUUUACAAGCUAGAGACUUCGGUGAUAGAAUUAGUUACGCUUUUCAACUAGCAACUGCACAGGGUCCCCUCUGUCAUGAACCUGUCGAAGGUAUCGUAGUAUUCAUCGAGGAAGUGAAGCUUGACCCUACGGCUGAUGCCGAAUCACCUAUCCAUGAAAAACUUGGUCGACUAACCAGCGAGAUAAUUAAAAUUACAAAAUCAGCUAUCCAGCAAUGCUUUUUGGAUUGGAGUCCACGUCUUUGUCUUGCUAUGUACUCCUGCGAGAUUCAAGCAAGCACUGAAGUUCUGGGAAGGGUUUACGACGUUCUUACACGUCGUAGAGGCCGCGUUUUAUCCGAGGCUUUAAAGGAGGGCACAUCAUACUUUACAAUUCAGUCUCUUCUCCCUGUCGCUGAAUCCUUCGGAUUUAGCGAUGAAAUCCGUAAACGGACUUCUGGUGCUGCUUCACCACAACUGAUAUUUCAAGGCUACGAGAUUUUAAAUGAAGAUCCUCUCUGGGUUCCCUUUACCGACGACGAUCUGGAAGAUUUAGGGGAGUUGGCCGACAAAGAAAUUGUGGCCAAACGGUACAUGGAUACUGUAAGGAAGCGAAAAGGCCUAGUGGUCUCAGGUAUGAAACUUGUCAAAGAUGCUGAGAAGCAAAAGACGCUGAAGAGAUGA
Blumeria graminis f. sp. triticale is the source of this 3252-nucleotide messenger RNA. Lineage: Eukaryota; Fungi; Ascomycota; Leotiomycetes; Helotiales; Erysiphaceae. The record is from the annotation of a GenBank genome assembly.